AUGGAUCAGCCAGGUGCAAGUGGUUCUGCUAAACGAAAGCGUACAGUUCUAACCAUUGAACAAAAAAUUGAGAUUAUCAAACAAAAUGAGUCAGGAGAAAAUGUGGCAGCUCUAGCUAGACGAUUUGGAAUAGGACGUCAAACAGUUCGCGAUAUUGUCAAGAACAAAACAAAUCUACAGGCUUUUUUAUUACAAGCCGAUAGUAUGCAAGUGGUUUCCCAACGAAAAACAAUGAAGGCUUCCACGUUUGAAGAACUGGAACAAGCAAUGAUUAAAUGGUUUCUACAAAAACGAGCCGAAGGUACGCCAAUUUCGGGACCAAUGUGCUUACGUCAAGCUCAACUAUUUCACGAAAAACUGAAUCCUGGAGAAAAUUUUAAGGCUUCAAAUGGAUGGCUAUAUCGAUUUAAAAAACGACAUGGAAUAAGAGAGCUAUCCAUAGAAGGCGAGAAACUGAGUGCAGACGAGGUAGCUCUAACUGAGUUUUGUUAUGAGCUUGAAAAUAUUAUCCUGGAACGUGAUUUAAAAUUGGAUCAAGUAUAUAAUGCCGACGAAACAGGUUUAUUUUGGAAAACAAUGCCCACUAAAACUUUAGCUCACGAAUCUGAAAAAUGUGCUUCAGGUUUUAAAACCAACAAAGACAGAGUUACCAUACUUUGUUGUGCCAAUGCAACUGGACGACAUAAACUACGACUGACUGUGAUUGGAAAGUCAAAAAAUCCACGUGCCUUUAAGAACAUUAACAGAAAUAAUCUACCCGUGGAUUACUAUAAUCAAAAAUCGUGUUGGAUGACACGAGAUAUUUUCAGAGAAUGGUUUUUUAAAAAAUUUAUCCCUCAAGUCAGAAAAUUUCUUGAAGUUAAUAAAUUGCCACCAAAAGCUCUGUUACUUCUUGACAACGCGACUGUACAUAUGGACGAGACAGUAUUGAAAUCGGAAGAUGGAAAUAUUACUGCAGCGUUCUUUCCUCCAAAUGUUACAUCUAUUGGCCAACCAAUGGAUCAAGGAGUGAUCGAGAACAUGAAAAGAUACUACAGAAAAAAGAUAAUGAUGGACUUAUUACAAGAAGACGCUGACCCAAUGACAUUUUGGAAAAAUCUAAAUAUUAAGGACGCGAUUUAUGGCAUUGCUGAGGCUUGGAGUUGUGUAAAAGAUGUCACAAUAAAGCGAGCAUUUUUAAAAAUUUUAACAUUAGAAGAUGUACCAGAUAUGAACGAAACGAUAGUAGAGAGUGAAGUUACUACAAAUGCCAUAGCAAACAUUGCCUCCGAAAUUUCAACAUUGGAUGGUGUCGAUGCUGAAGUAAUUGACAAUUGGAUUCAGUGCGAUUUUCAAGAACACGGGACUGAAACUUUUACUGAAGAAGAAAUAAUUGCACAAUCUGAAAAAAACAAAGAAGAGUCAGGUGAAGAUCACGAGAAAAACAAAGAAGAGUCAGAUGAAAAUGAUGAUAUCUUUGAAGAACACACUUCCAAUAAGAUUACAAAUCGGCAAGCACUGGAAGCUUGUAACACUUUGAUUGAUUAUUUUGAAAAGCAAGAUAUUGAUGACUUUACCAUUUUAAACUUACAAAAAAUGAAGUCGUUCAUUAGACAGAAACAAUUAAAAACUAAAAAACAAACCAAAUUGACAGCUUUUUUUUUAGAAAAUUGUCUGAAUAUGAACGUUGCCAAAUUUACGAUUAACAAGUGGUGUUUCAAUAGAAAUGGCAAAGGCAUUAGUGAUUUCAUUGUGAAGUUGAUUAACAAUAACGCAAAUCUAUGA
Messenger RNA from Zophobas morio, 1764 nucleotides. Its product is annotated as jerky protein homolog-like. Gene Ontology annotation, cellular component: nucleus. Gene Ontology annotation, molecular function: DNA binding. The record is from RefSeq and is a predicted model, not a curated record. The transcript has 3 exons. Bases 1 to 1764 code for a protein of 587 amino acids. NCBI's taxonomy places the organism in Eukaryota, Metazoa, Arthropoda, Insecta, Coleoptera, Tenebrionidae.